UUUAAACUUAUUUCCCUUCUCUUUUUUUUAAAUUAUUGUUUUUAUGAAUGAAGUAAAGACAGCAACAACGAUUCAAGCCACGAUAGGUGCUGCUUGUUAUCGAUGCAGAGGAUUCAGACACGCUUGUGACAGAACAAAACCAGCUUGUUCUCGCUGUAAAAGAAGAGGCAUCACCUGCACUUAUCCAGAAGCCGCACCCACACUUAAAAAGCUUCAAAAAGCAACAGAAACACUAGGAGACCGUAUCAAGAAAUUCGGCGAACUUCUAAAGACAGGCGAACAUGGCCCUUUACCAAAUAAGAAUAAAGGCAUAUCCCUUCAGAGACUUGCUCAGCCUCGGUCCACAGUGGCGCCUGAAAUCGAUUCACCUUCCAAUCUAUCGAUAGACACACUCAUGGAAGACAAUGUGUCCACCACAAGCACACAAGUAGCAUCCACCAGCUCAUUUUCAGUCUAUCCAUGUACAAAAUGCUUUAAGGAUCUACAGCAAUGUGACUUGACCCUGCCGAGUUGCAGUCGAUGUGCUGAAGGUCAUUUUGAAUGUGUCUAUACAAAGACAGAACCCAAAGCAAAUCAUGUCUCUCAAGUACUGAAUACGAUGAACAAAGUCAUGGAUCAAUGGCAGGAAUCCAUUGAUAAAAUGGCCAAAGAUUUCGCUCAAAAGACAAGAGAUUUUGGUCAGCGUGUAGAUCAAUCGUUCAAGAAGAGCCCAUUACAGCCUUUUGCUUGGAAGAUUACGUCCACCAACAAGGGCCUUUCUGUUGAAAGCAACGUCAAUUCAUUCAAUGAUCUCUCCAAGCUAGUGGAUCAAUUCAAGCGUACUAUGCAUAUCUCUCCACGGGACCCAGAACCUGAUCCAUCUGAACUGGCAGACGAUCCCAGUCUAGAACUGGACGACACAAGUUCGAUUCAUACGUCUUCGAGUUUUUCGUUUGGCUUUCGAAACAUUUGGACGCAUCAUUCGCAUGCUUCAGAAGAAGACUGUCAUGUAGAAAUCACACAGGAAUUGACAGACAGUCUUGUUGAACUUUACUGCAAAACGCCUUGUUGCUCAACCAACAGGUUGCCUGUGCUCGACACCAUGGAGUUCUUAACUCGAUAUCAUGAGCCUGAUAAACGUCCUUCAGACGUACUUGUACAUGCUGUCUGUGCUUUAGCUGCACGCAACGCUUUUCAGAUUCAUGUCUGGAGUAAGCGUCCAGAGGAUGAAAUGUCAGAAUACAACAUGGGCAAAGCCAUCUCGGUGGCCUACUGUCAAAAGGGACGCGAAUUAUUAGCCGAAUGUUUUGAUGAUCCCACAUUCGAUAAUUGCCAAGCUGCUUUUUUGCUCUCUUAUUGUAACCAACAAAAUGGUCAUUUCAAGGUGGUUUCGAUGUACGAAUGGAUUGCAUUUACCAUGGCGCAAGAAUUAGGUCUUUAUGAUGAUGGUCGUGUACUCAGCACACAAGAGAGUAUGCUUGUUUGGUGCAUCUAUUAUUUCAAUAGCUGGUAUCGCGUCCUUCAAGGUGAACUCAAUUCGUCUACUGAAACAGAUCAGUUCUACCCUAGUUGUCCUCUACCUAUGCCUCCACCCAAACCAGAGCUUGAUUUUAUGCAGAUUGAUGCUGAGCCACCUCUUGAGCUCAUUCACCACUAUACCUUUACUGCAUGGUACUAUCUGCUUCAGCUACAAGUUAUCCAUCAAGACGUGCUGUGUCGAUUACUGUCUGGACAACAAGAUACAACACUAGCCAGAGAUCUUUUAGUCAUGCAGACCCGACUGGAGCAAUUCUAUGAGAGUUUGUUGCCUGAAUGGAAAUCACCCGAUCUCGAGUCAAUCAGUUUGGACCAAAUGGCCACUUCUGCUGCAUCCAGUCCGUUUGAUGUCAUUGGCUGUCCAUCACAGCACAGUAUGGAUAUUCAUGAGUUUGCAAGGUCUUGUAUGCUUAGUGUUCAUGUUGCUUAUAACAUGAACAAGAUCUUAAUCUAUCAAGCUUUCUUUCCUUCAGACCAUGUACCUACCUCUCCCUUCUCUAUCCAAUGCUUGAAUAUCUGUAUUGAUGCUGCUUAUGCCAUCACACAAACACUUGACAUCAUGGUCAAACAGCGCAAUGAAUGCAGUAUAUUCUUACUAGGUUUUCUUUUUGCCAACAUGGUCUAUAUCAAACUACUCGACUACCAUGAUCCUCAGUAUCAAGCGUUUGCUAGACGAUGUCUUGAACAGUCUAUCAAUAUCUGUAAAAUGUCAAAAGCGUAUCUUUAUGAUCUCGAAUUGACCCGUAAUUUUGUUAGCAUUAUGGAACAAGAUAUUCAUAAUGCCUUUUGUAUGUUUUCUCAUUAAUCUCUUUCUCUUGCAUUUUACUAUCUUACACCUAAUUCAUCUUUUACUUAUGUAUUAUCAUGCUAUUUAUAGUCUAUAAGAAACAUUCUAUUUUUAAUUCA
Messenger RNA from Gilbertella persicaria, 2421 nucleotides. RefSeq lists its product as uncharacterized. Lineage: Eukaryota; Fungi; Mucoromycota; Mucoromycetes; Mucorales; Choanephoraceae. The coding region runs from base 44 to 2320 and encodes 758 amino acids. Gene Ontology annotation, molecular function: zinc ion binding; DNA-binding transcription factor activity, RNA polymerase II-specific; DNA binding. Gene Ontology annotation, biological process: regulation of DNA-templated transcription; DNA-templated transcription. The record is from RefSeq and is a predicted model, not a curated record. The transcript has 2 exons. Gene Ontology annotation, cellular component: nucleus.